AUGCUCGGCGCUGCUUGGGCCGCGUUGGCGGCGAGCGCGGCGCUGUGCGCGCUGGUGGCGCGGGCCGAGCCCCGGCCGCACCGCGACGUGCCCAGCUCGCAGGGCGUCGUGCGCGGCUACCUCACCCCCCAGCCGCCCCACUUCGCGUACUACGGCCUCCCCUACGCGAGCCCGCCCACGCGCGCCGCCCGCUUUAAGGAUCCAACCCCGCCUCCGAAGUGGGAUGGGAUCUUCGAAGCCACUCAUGAAGUCAAAUGCCCUCAAGUGAACGCUGAUGGCGAGGAAAACUGUCUAGUGGUGAAUGUGUUCACUCCGGAGGACGCUACAUCGCUGCCAGUGCUCGUGUUCGUGCACGACGGAUACUAUCAGAGCGGCUGGGGAGCAUAUCAGCCUCUAAAUGGACUAAUCGAGGAAGGUUUUGUGAUCGUCACCUUCAACUACCGACUCGGAGCUCUAGGCUUCCUCUGCCUGAGAAUUCCAGAAGCCCCCGGGAACGCCGGGUUGAAGGACCAGAUCGCAAUGCUUUACUGGGUACACAUGAACAUCGCAGAGUUUGGCGGGAACCCGCGCGACGUCACCGUGUACGGCACUGGUGCUGGCGCCGAAGCAGUACAGCUUCUCCUACUGUCAGGACUAGAGCAAGGACUUCUGCAUAAAGUCAUUCUUGAGUCAGGUUCUGUGCUGUCUCCUAUUUCCAUGGCAUAUGACCCUCUUACUGUAGCUUACAAUGGAGCUACUUCUUUGGGUUAUGACGGCUCAAACGAGCCAGAAGAACUGUACAACUUCUAUGUAAAAGCCUCAGCCGACGACUUGGCCAGGAUUACUGAAAUGUUUCUACCAUGCGUUGAGAACUCAUCUGACUCUAUUCAUAAUAUUAUAGACAUGGAUCCCCUAACAAAACUUAAAGAUGGGCGUUUCCACAAUGUGCCAAUGCUAAUAACAUUCACAGAAAAAGAGAUUGUAUCAGUUAUACAAGAAAUGGAGAAAUUUCAAAAUCCACCUGCUAUUUUUGAGUUUUUGCUACCAAAUAAUUUAGAGUUUGAUGACCAUAAAACGAAACAUAGAGUAGGGGAAAUUAUUAAACAGUUUUAUUUCUCCAAGGACUUCACACGAGCCAACAUGGCUCAGAGCUAUGCUGACUAUAUUUAUGACAUAUUGACUGCAUACCCUAUUAUAAAAAUGGCAAUGGUAUUUGCAGACAAAAAUUCAUAUCCUGUUUAUGUUAUGAAAUUUAAUUUGACGAAAACAAUUGUGACACUGGAGGGAUCAUUAACUGGUAACUUUGACACACUGCUGGAUUAUUUUUAUAAAGAUGAAGAGCAUACUGAAAUAGUUCUAGAAAAGUUGAUGGUUUUGCUGAGAAACUUUAUAAGGAUAGGUGAUCCAACUCCACUGACAAGCACACUGAUCCCGCUCAUUUGGCAACCUCUACAAAAGCCCCUACACAUUGCUGAAGUUCCGCUGCUACAGUUUGAUGACACCGUCAAGAUCAUCGUGCCGCCCAAUCACCAACGCCUGCUGUUCUUAGAGAACAUCUACACCAGGUUCUACAAGCCACUCGCUCAGGUGCAACAAGAUGCUGAAGGCUCUGGUGAAGAUCAAUAAACUCAUGUCAAAAGGUUACGGCCAGGUCUAAUUUAGCAAGUACUUGAUUUGUAAGUUACAACUAAUAAGGUCAAUGCGUGCUCACUUGCUCAAUGUAAAUAAUGUUGUAAAAUAUCGUUGUUGGCAAAUGGAAAUAUAUGUACUUCGCCUAACUUAAAUUCAAGAGAAUAAAGAAAUUUAAUUUAUUUACAAUUCAAA
Helicoverpa zea (corn earworm) is the source of this 1803-nucleotide messenger RNA. RefSeq names its product juvenile hormone esterase-like. The coding region runs from base 1 to 1605 and encodes 534 amino acids. NCBI's taxonomy places the organism in Eukaryota, Metazoa, Arthropoda, Insecta, Lepidoptera, Noctuidae. The record is from RefSeq and is a predicted model, not a curated record. The transcript is spliced from 4 exons.